Messenger RNA from Pseudophryne corroboree (corroboree frog), 2973 nucleotides. RefSeq names its product zinc finger and BTB domain containing 24 (gene ZBTB24). Gene Ontology annotation, molecular function: protein binding; DNA-binding transcription factor activity, RNA polymerase II-specific; RNA polymerase II cis-regulatory region sequence-specific DNA binding. The record is from RefSeq and is a predicted model, not a curated record. The transcript is spliced from 7 exons. The coding region runs from base 151 to 2349 and encodes 732 amino acids. Gene Ontology annotation, biological process: regulation of transcription by RNA polymerase II; urogenital system development; embryo development. NCBI's taxonomy places the organism in Eukaryota, Metazoa, Chordata, Amphibia, Anura, Myobatrachidae. Gene Ontology annotation, cellular component: nucleus.
UGAGAGCCGGGUUGUUUGUCCGCAGACGCUGAGCAGCAGCCCGCAUGGUGGCGAUGGGACGCUGUACACUUUUGGCUGACGUUCCCCUGAUUUCGUUAUUACAGAUGUGGUGUAUUAUCUGAUAUCACAGUGGUUCUUAUAGCAGCGGCUAUGAGCGAGUUAUGUAGCACACAGUGGGUAAUCACUUAUGGUGACAGUGGGUACGAGUCAGCUUACAUUAUUAGUUCUCCUCUGUAUACAAUGGAAGAAGGCGAUCCUCAGUUGGAGUUAGAAACAGAAGCACAGAUGAACAUCCACUCGAGAGUACACGUGGACACUGUACUCUCCAGCCUAGAGGAGCAGAGGAGAAAGAACUUCCUAUGCGACAUCACACUGAUAGUAGAGAAUGUGCAGUUUCGUGCACACAAAGCCCUAUUAGCUGCUAGCAGUGAAUAUUUCUCCAUGAUGUUUGCUGAUGAGGGAGAUGUAGGCCAGUCAAUUUAUGUCAUGGAAGGAAUGGUUGCUGAGAUCUUUGGAACUCUUCUGCAGUUUAUUUACACUGGAAAUGUACAUGUGAGUGAGAAAUGCCUUCAGCAAAUAGUCGCAACUGCACAGGUUUUAAAAGUAGAUGAUUUCGUAAAAGCCUGCGCAGAUUUUCAGGAGAGCCAAAGUUAUGCCAAACCACACCUCAAUGUAUCCGACAAUGGAUUACUGGAGGGAACAGACGGUGACUUGCCAAAGCGUAAACGUGGGAGACCAAAGAAACUGUUGUGUGCUCAAGAUAAGAGAAAGGCAAAUGUUAUCCCUAUGCCACAUACUGAGACGGACUCAAACCAUGAACAUAUCCCAGGACACAGCAAAGCUGCAACUGUUCCCAAUGGAAACACACUAAAUGAGCAAGAAGUUGUUAGUGAUUAUGCCGCAGAGGUGACAUGUGAUUUAAACCCCAGGCUUUUAGAAGGGCAAAUGUUUCAGAAGAGGCAUAGCAAGCGCAGACUUCAGAGAUCCAUUAAGCUGCGAGACUACAGACUUUCUGAGGAUAAUGAGGAGCGUGAACCAAUGAAGCAUGUUCUCGACAGAAGGAAACAACCUGGCACUGAAGCACACUGCAAGGACUGUGGCAAAGUGUUCAAAUACAAGCACUUUUUAGCAAUUCACCGUAGAACCCAUACAGGAGAGCGCCCCUACAGAUGUGCAGAAUGUGGAAAAGGUUUCUCCCAAAAGCACUCUCUGCAGGUCCAUGAGCGCAUACAUACAGGAGAGAGACCCUAUAGCUGCACUGUAUGCAACAAAUCUCUUGCAACCAAGCAUUCUUUAAUGGAGCACAUGAGUCUGCAUGCAGGCAAAAAAGCAUUUACUUGUGACCAGUGUGGAAAGUUUUUCAGUCAGAAAAGACAACUGAAGAGUCAUUAUCGUGUACAUACAGGUGGUAGGUUACCAGAGUGCAAUGUCUGCCAACGAAAGUUCAUGGAUGCUGCACAGUUAAAGAAACAUCUAAGAUCUCAUACAGGUGAAAGACCAUUUACAUGUGAGAUCUGUGGAAAAUCGUUCACUGCUAAAAGCUCACUACAGACACACAUCAGAAUACACAGGGGGGAAAAGCCUUAUUCUUGCAACAUUUGUGGGAAAACGUUUUCAGACUCCAGUGCCAAAAGGAGACAUUGCAUUCUGCAUACGGGAAAGAAGCCGUUCUCUUGUCCAGACUGCAAAGUGCAGUUCUCCCGCAUGGAUAAUCUGAAAACUCACCUGAAAAUCCACAGCAAAGAAAAACAAUCACAGGACAUUGAAGCCAGUGCUGGAGGACCAGACGAAGCAAGGAACAUACUCCAGCUGCAGCAGUACCAGCUAGCGACCCCUAAUGGGCAGGAAAUACAAUUACUGGUCACAGAUGGUGUCCAUAACCUGAACUUCAUGUCAGGACACGGUCAAGGCAUUAGUAUUGUCACUACUGAUGCGUCUCAAAGCAUAACAGACCAAGCUACAAACCUUGCCCUGAUCACUCAUCAGCCUCCAUCCAUGCAUGGUUUGUCCAUCACAUCCCACCAACAACAAGUACAAUCAAUUCACAACAUUGACUUGAUGGAAAGCAGGAUGCAGACUGUGCUGCCAGAGCAGAUGCAUGUUAUCACUCUCUCAAAGGAAGCACUCGAUCAGCUGCAGGGACGGACUCCUGUGCAAACUCAACAAUCCCAUGGCAUCUUAAACCAAAGUGUCCGUGUCCCUGACCAUACUAAUCAAGCUUUAACUGUACACCCUGUACCCCAACCUGUGCCUGGCCAUCCAAUCCAAGCACAGGCAUUCCAGAUACAAGCCAGCGCCGUCUCUUUUAUAAACCAAACACUGGAAGCAGCAAAUUCAUCGUCUGUGUGAUAUAUAGAAAAUCUCUACUGACAUUUUUUGUCUUUUUUUUUUUUUUUUUUUUUAUAUCCGGGACAUGCGUAUACUGUAUUACAGUGAACGCAGAAGCCUUUUGUGUAGCGAAUUGUAUUUCUGCUGCUUGUUUUCCUGAAAGACAAACAGAGGGCUAGAAUAUUACUGCAGAUUUGUAUUCUGCAUCUAUAUGUAGCUUUAAACUAAUGGUAUUUGUAGUAUUUAUAUUUUAAAGGUUUGGGUAUUCUGCAGUCAGAUUAAGGGAAUGGCUGACAGAUAUAUUGUAUAAUACAAAGUUUUUGUUUGUUUUUCUUUGUUUUUAAACCUUAGAGCAAAAACAAAUGAUACAAAAGGCAAAAAUUCAAAUGAAUAACAACUUUUAAAAAUACAGCAGAUAGGCAAACUGUAAUGAAAAUUGUUUUGUUUGUUAAUUUCUUCUUUAAUUACACAAAUUUAUGUAGAAAGUUUUUUUUUUUGGGAGGAAAAAAACAUUUUUGUUCUGAAGUGAAACUUGGAUUUUACAGGAAUUUUAGUUCAAAUGAAACAAAAAAUAUAUAUUUAUUUUGAAAGGUCACCUUCAUUGUUCCUUGGCAUAUAUAAAAGCACUUUACCUGGUCUUGGAAA